CUCACUUUUACCAUUCAACUUCUCCUGCGACUUCAAAUUACCCACACUUAUUAUAUCAUGGCAUCAUACGACCUGAAUAUGGACCCUUCUAUAGUCUCAUCCGGGGCUGACCUUCUUGAUUUCCCUUUUGAUAACGAUUUGCUAGACGAUUUUAGCAACGAAAACGCUUGGUCAAACACUUUUAACCAACCGGUCAUUGCUUCCUUAGCUGAAAAGGGAGGCGAAAAUGAUGGACGUUUUGAUAUCAAUGCUCUAGGUGAAACUCAACUUAAUAAACUCUUUGGCUUAUCGGCAUCGCAACACGUUUUCGAUCAAGAAGCUUAUAAUGAUACCAACACAACAACCAACACUACUUCUUCUUCAUGGAUCGAUGAUACUAUCCCAGAUUUAAUUGCUACUUACGAUGUCAUCGACAAUACUUACGCCAAUGUUGAACAAGAUCUUUUAAAUGCCACAGACGGUGAAUUCACCUCUGAAUUUUCAUCAUCUGUUUCCAGCCCUUUUGAAUCGACAGAGUCAAGUCCUUUGACAUCCAAUGCUUCAAGUCCUUUUACAUCCAAUGCUUCAAGCCCUUUUACAUCCAAUGCUUCAAGCCCUUUUGCAUCGACUGCUUGCAGCCCUAUGCAUCCAUCGUUCGAUUCUUCGCCAUAUCCUGUUGAUGCGCGCAACGAAGGUGCUGAAAUAAAACCAGAAUCAUCUACAUUGAAAAUAUCAAAAGUCCAAGCAAAAAUCAAAAAAAAUGCGAGACGCAAACGACUGAAUAAUUUACCGGCAUCAGCCAAACAACAGCGUAAACGACAGCAAAACAACAAUGCCGCUUUGAAAUACAGACUAAAGAAGAAAGAAGAAGUAUCUAGCCUAUCUACUAUUGAGAAGGAAUUAGAAACAGAAAACAUGAAGCUUCAACAAAAGAUCGAAGCCACGAAAAACGAAAUCCAUUUCCUUGCGUCCCUCCUUCGUGAAAUUAAACAAAAUCGCGAAAAGAAUGCCUCCACUAUGGACCGCUAACGCUAUAUAGUAAACGCCGUCCCGUCUGUUAUUAGUAAUUAAUAAAUAAUCACGACCGGUUGUCUGUCUUUAGCUAGACUUAACUGCCUUUUUCUUGUACUUUCUGUACUGUACAGUCUAUAAUUAAAACUUUACUUUAUCAUACAAUCGAGAAAUUAUAAUAAAUUUCACCUUUGUAGAAUUGUACUAUUAAUUAAUUAUUUAACUUGAGUUGAAAUGCAAUAAAUUAAAAUUGAACUAGAUUACUCUAUGCAGAUAUAUCUGCAACAAUUUUCUCAAUACUUCAUUACAGUUCCAUGAUCUUCAAUAUUGAGAAGACGGAUUACUGCUUUACCAUAAAAACAAUUGUUAUAGGCACAUAGAAUGUGAUCUACUAGGUUUAGGUAUAAGUACAGUACAGAGCUGUGCUACUGUCGACUUAUCCAGCACAAAAAGUACUAUCUAUCUUGCUCGUUUUUAAAAUUUUAUCAUAAACUCAUACUCGUAUAGCGUAAUGAUAGCCAUAUGUAAAUUUAUGUACAGGACGACUCGGUCUUGCCACAAUUGUUAUUAAUCUAAUCUUCCGUUAUUAACUGAAAAGUAAAAUAAAUUUAACCAAAUUUGUUGAUGUCGGACUUGUUGCUACUUAUUUACAGCAAGUAACCCUAUACUGGUGUGUUAAAGUAACCGAUUGUAGCUUUAUUAUAUCUUAUGUUAUACAUUGCUGUUCCGAUUUCAAAUGACUUACAGCUAAUAAACUAUUGC
Trichoplax adhaerens is the source of this 1752-nucleotide messenger RNA. RefSeq lists its product as hypothetical. Gene Ontology annotation, biological process: regulation of transcription by RNA polymerase II. NCBI's taxonomy places the organism in Eukaryota, Metazoa, Placozoa, Uniplacotomia, Trichoplacea, Trichoplacidae. The record is from RefSeq and is a predicted model, not a curated record. The coding region runs from base 58 to 1008 and encodes 316 amino acids. Gene Ontology annotation, molecular function: RNA polymerase II transcription regulatory region sequence-specific DNA binding; DNA-binding transcription activator activity, RNA polymerase II-specific. The transcript is spliced from 2 exons. Gene Ontology annotation, cellular component: nucleus.